UCAUGGUCUCUCUUGAGUUUGCACUGGGAGUUCUGGAGCAGGGCGUCAAGGGCUCAAGGCUGGAUAAGAAAUGGUGGUGUUUCCUUUGCCAAGAUUGGCUGGGAGAGUGCGAUGUUGGCAUGGUUCAAUCAAAUCGGAGAGUUCUCGCACCGGUGGCGUGUGAAGAUGUUUUUCCUGAUCUGAUUGAGCCGUGCCAAUAUCACAAACUUUCUAGCCUAUAGUGCGAGAAAUGUACUAUUGUUGCCUUAAGAGCUCUGUAUGUCCAACAUAAUAUCCGCGUGCUGAACAGCUGGUUGCUUCCCCCUCGAGCACAGGUUCAAGGGCAACACCCGUGCCGCCUUUCGCAAUUUCAGCACCGUCACUCAGAUCGACCCUGUCUACCUCAAUGGGUUCGACUACUCCUCACUCUGCUUCACCAUCGAGCUACACAACAGGCUUGACAUCCCAAACGACAUGUGGAUCAUGUGCCCCGGUGGUUUAGGCUGCAUUGUCCGCGUCACCACCUUGCGGGUUUGACUACGUGCUAAACAACUAGACGCUUUCGACAACCCGGUCUUGUUCUUCAGGUCGCCACCACCUCCUCCUGCAGCAAACCCUAAUCUCCUCACGCACGCGCUCGUCGCCCCCCUCCCCCGCGCCACCCCUUCCUUCCCCCACCACAACAAGGCAGCAUCCGUGCCACUUCCUACCUGAACCUACAUGCCUCUUUCUUCGUGGGCUUCAUCCAUGAGUACCCUCUUGCCCUGCUUCCUUCGCUUCUGCUGAUGAUCAUGGUCACUACACACACUCCAACGGCCACGGCUGCCCUGCUACUGCUAACCUGGCACCUAGAGGCGUUGCCUGCUGUCGCAACCCCUCCAUCUCCACCACCCUCCCCCACAACUUCCUUGCCCCCCACCUGUGCCCCCCGUUUGGCUCGGGAGGGCACUCGGCCUGGUAAGCGCCUGCCAGGCAUAAUGGUGCUCGUCGCAACCAGCGUCUAGCGGCGAAGGAGCCCGCCCAUUUCGUGGAUAUGACCACACGUGCGAUGCAGCUCAAAGAAUUGCAGAACAACCUCGCGUCGUGCUCCCUUGAGCUGAAGACGCUCGUCGAGAAGAAGAAACUUAUGCAUAAGACCAAGAAGCCAAUUUCGCACGCAAAUCUUCACAAGCUCAUCACAGUGGCUGGCAUGGGCAAGACUACCAUCGUUGCCCUGGAUUCGGUACUGGCUGCUCGGGGAUGAUCGCCAAGGCAAGUGUUAGCGCGUGUACUCUUACUUUGUCACAACCUAUUAGCAUACGUGCGGUCUUUGUUGUGCGUCAUUGUGUCAUCCGUGGUCAGUCUCGUGUCUCUGUCAGGUUGUCUCUCCCCCUCAUUAGGCUCAAUGUGUGUGCAUUGUUGUCUCUCACCAUGGUUGGUGCUCGAGUAGCAGCCCUAGCUUCUUGUUGUAGCUCGGUGCUCCUGAUCCCCCAAUGAACACGAAUGCUCAUCUGUUUAACUUGGUGUCGUGGAAUGUCUGUGGCUUAAAUGAUCCUGAAAAAUGCAUUUUGGUCAAGGACUCAUUGCUGUUGGCCAUGCCAACGAUUAGGGGUGAAAACAGGACGAAUAUUUCCCGCCCGCCCAACUAUCCGAAGGCUUACGAAGCAAAUAUGGGAUGGCUGGUAUCCGUGUCUGACACUGUUCGACACUAUCUGUGUUUGACUCCAGAUUCGAGAAAAAAUAUAGGACAUGAUACAUGAUGACUGGUAUUCGUUCGAAGUAUCCGAAUGUUAGGUGUUACGAGAAAAUCUAUUACAAAUUUACCUAAAACAUAAUAAUAUAUACGUAGAUUAUCAUACAUCCGUAGACAGAUAAAACUAAAUGCUCUUGUUUUCACAUCUCACCGAUCACUCUCUUUGUGCUCACUUUGAUUACACCCCUAUAUUAUUUAAUGUGUUGUAUGAGGGUGCAAAUGAAGUGAAUUUUUUUUAUCUAUCCGACUAACUAACAUCUAUCUGACUAUCUGCUCUGACUCUGACUCUAAGAAAAAAUGUAGGAUAUCAUACAUGAUGAAGAAAUAAUUAUCCGGUAUUAUGUAUGUCCGGCUCUGACUCUGAGAAAAAAAUAUGGGUAGGAUACAGGAUGAGCUAUAUCCGUCUGUAUCUGAUCCGUUUUCACCCCUACCGACGAUGAUUUGUCUCCAAGAAACAAAGCUUGUCGCCUGCCUCGCGGACAAGGCUCGCUCUUUCCUGCCCCCGUGCUUCUCUAACUUCAAAUGCAUAGAUGUUUGGGGCACUUGCGGUGGCAUCCUAACAGCGCAGGACUCCUCUGCACUCUCGCUCUCCUCGUUCAUUGCGUGCCACUACACGCUUACCAUUCCCAAUGUCGAGCUCACGGUCACCAAUGUCUAUGCACCGUUAGACCGUCAUGACUCCCUAACCUUCCUAGAGUCGUUGUCUGAGCUCCGUACACAGGUUCUAGGUGCCUGGCUUCUGUUGGGUGAUUUCAAUCUAACCUGGGGCGCAGACGACAAGAGCAAUGCCAAUCUCAACGCUUCUCUGUGUUCAACCUUCAACGAUGCAAUCAACAAGCUUGAGUUGAUAGAACUCCCCCACCUAGAUCGCAUAUUCACCUGGUCUAAUAAGCGCGUGAACCCCACCCUGGCCCGCCUUCGUUGCACGUUUGUCAACACAGAUAUGAACCACACCUUCCCUAAUACCACCCUCACAUCCUAUGUUUGUACCACCUCAGAUCACAUGCUACUCCUUGUGGUCAUGUACACCACCCUACCCAAACCUUCCACCUUCUGCUUCGAGAACUCUUGGCUACUCCAAGCCGACUUCCUACAUUCUGUGCUCCUGGCCUGGAACUUGGUUCACUUGCGCGGUGAUGUUGUUGCCACACUUGCUACAAGCCUUAAGGCGACGCGCUGUGAGGCCAAGGUUUGGUCCAUGUUACAUUGCUCCCCUCCCACAAUUCACCAUAAUUGCAAAUUCAUUAUCCACAUGCUUGAUGUCCUCAAAGAAUACAUGUCCCUUUUCCCAGGUGAACAACAUCUUCGUGGUGCCUGUCAAUUGCGUCUUGCCUAGGCUCUGCGUGAAUGUGCAACUUACUAGAAGCAACGUGACAAUCAACGGGCUAUCAAAGAAGGCGAUGUGAAAACGGUGUUCCACCAUGCCCAUGCCACUUGGCGGCUACGCCGAAACCAGAUCUACAACAUUGAGGUGGACGACAUCUCUCUCACUGCUCAUGCUGCAAAGACCAAUGCCCUGGCCGCCUACUUUAGGGCGAUGAUUGGCACUGCGACGGCUCUAACAUGGAAAUUUGACACCGCCAGGCUCUUCUUCGACCAUCGCCCAGUACCUACAGCUUCUCUUGUAGCUCCAUUCACUGCCACAGAAGCUUGCGCCGUGCUACGUGACAUGAAUCGAAGUAGCACGCUGAGCCUAGACGGUUUCAACACUAGCUUCUAUCGGGCGGCCUAGCACACCAUUGAGUCGCAGGUCAUGGAGUUUCUCCACCCCUUCCAGGAUGGUACAACCGAUUGUUUCACGGAUUCAAAACAUCGACGUUCGAAUUGUAUUUGAAAUUGUGUAUGUAAUAUUUGCGGGCAUGCCAGUAUACAGAGUAUACAAGAGACAGGA
Phragmites australis (common reed) is the source of this 3602-nucleotide messenger RNA. RefSeq lists its product as uncharacterized. The record is from RefSeq and is a predicted model, not a curated record. The transcript has 2 exons. Lineage: Eukaryota; Viridiplantae; Streptophyta; Magnoliopsida; Poales; Poaceae. The coding region runs from base 2085 to 3047 and encodes 320 amino acids.